AUGUCAUCGGGAUUCCACCCUUUCGGAGGACGAGUGAGCAGACGUUUUGGUGACAAGUCGCUUCAUCCGGAUGAUGCCUAUCUCAGCUAUCACGACAUUCGAUUGACGGUCGAAGACGUUGAUUGCAUCAAGAACGACUGGCUAACCGACAAUGCCAUCGCCUUCUGGGAAGAAUACCUCGAACACGAAAAGCUGAAUGCCUACCCCAAAGCCCGCAUCGUCCUCCUCCGCCCCAGCAUGGCCUUCAUGCUCCUCCAAACCAACGAUCCCAUGAGCCUGAAGUCCGCCCUACCGAGCUUUGAACACACAACCCACAUCUUCCUCCCCGUAAACGACUGCCGCGACGUCGAAACAGCAGAAGGCGGGUCCCACUGGAGUCUCCUUCUCGUCAGUGUGGUCGAUGGAGUAGCAUUCCACUACGAUUCCCUCUGCCCAUCCAACAUGGAAGAGGCCAAAAUGCUGUCACACCACAUCUCGCAACUUCUACAAAAGCCGCUCAAGUUUGUGAAUUUGGACGAUUCGCCGCAGCAAGAGAAUGGAAGUGAUUGUGGUGUGUUUGUGUGUUUGCUCAUGCAACAUUUGUUGCUUGGACGAUUGUUGCAGGCUCAUGCGCAAGAUAAGGUUAGCAUGAGUAUGAAGGGCAAACACGUGGAUGCUGCUGGCGGUAGGAAGGAGAUGUUGAGGGUGAUUGAAAUGUUCAGAAAGGAAGGAGAGAGGAGACGCUCGUGA
Aureobasidium melanogenum CBS 110374 is the source of this 729-nucleotide messenger RNA. RefSeq names its product cysteine proteinase. Gene Ontology annotation, molecular function: cysteine-type peptidase activity; deNEDDylase activity. Lineage: Eukaryota; Fungi; Ascomycota; Dothideomycetes; Dothideales; Saccotheciaceae. The transcript is spliced from 5 exons. Bases 1 to 729 code for a protein of 242 amino acids. Gene Ontology annotation, biological process: proteolysis. The record is from RefSeq and is a predicted model, not a curated record.